Molecule: messenger RNA, 1581 nt
Organism: Recurvomyces mirabilis
Lineage: Eukaryota; Fungi; Ascomycota; Dothideomycetes; Mycosphaerellales; Teratosphaeriaceae
Exons: 2
Coding region: 1-1581 (526 amino acids)
Biological process (GO): carnitine biosynthetic process
Cellular component (GO): mitochondrion
Molecular function (GO): iron ion binding; trimethyllysine dioxygenase activity
Source: RefSeq, a predicted model, not a curated record
AUGAGCAUGGUUAUCAUCCACCACUCCUGCCGUGAAAUCGGGCGGCGCUGCAGACCUUCUUUCCGGCUCUCCCACAAUUCACGACAGGCCUGGAGCAUAACGAGUAGGCAACAGUCCGGAGCAGCCACAUCUCAGCCAUCAGCCGAAGCGCAAUAUGAUUCGGUGCAGGACUACGAAGACGCAGUGGUCGCGGCACAGGACGGGCCACGCGGUCCAAGUCCAACAGCCUCUCACCCGUGGCACGCUGUGUCUUCGAAGCAAGUAAGGGCUAGCCCAAGCACGGACAAGGUCGAUGUGGCAAAUGCAACCCAGAGUGCAAAACUUGCCAAGCAGGGCCGAGGAACCGCAAAGACGACCGUUACCUUCCAUCAAAGCAGUAAGCAACUUGCAACUCUACCUCCAGAUCCCCAGAGCGCUGCGCGGAAAUCAAAGCCCCUCGCACCAAAAAUAGUCGGCGGCGUCCUCGGAAUUGAGACAGGCCACGGACGGGUGACUCUGCCCGGAAGCUGGCUCCGUGAUGUGUGCUCCUGUGCAUCUUGUCGUCAUCCAGAUACAGCGCAGAGACAGAUCAACGUAUUUCGUAAUCCUUCCGCAGCCAAGAUAGAAAAGACGGAUCUUUCGCAGUGGCCCGAUCGACUAUCUGUCACUUUUGCCGAUGGCCAUGAAACUACGAUCGCAGGCUCUUACUUCCUCGAUAGAACUGCCCGCCAGAAGAUGCACGAUCGGCGUGGCAUUAUACAGGUGCAGACAUGGGAUAGUUCUAUAGAGAAGGAUCCACCGAUAGUGCCGUACUCCGAUGUCAGCACUGAUGCAGGCAUGUCCGUUCUAAUGCUCAAGAUCCGUCAACGAGGUUUCUGCUUCAUAGACGACAUGCCGCCCACACCAGAAGCAACACAAGCCCUUCUCGACAGCAUAGGCCCCAUACGCAACACCCACUACGGCGGCUUCUACGACUUCACCUCAGACCUCUCCUUGAAAGAUACAGCCUACACGAGCGAAGCCCUGGAGCCGCACACAGAUAACACCUACUUCACCGAACCAGCCGGCCUCCAAGCUCUACAUCUUCUCUCACAUACCAAUGGCUCUGGCGGUGAAAGUAGUCUCGUAGACGGCUUCGCAGCCGCGAAUCAACUGCGUCAAGAUGACCCAAUGGCGUACCUUAUGCUGAGUGUCAUCGGCGUCCAUGCCCACGCGAGUGGGAACGAGGGUAUCUCCAUCCAACCCGCCGAACCCUACCCAGCUCUAAACCACAGCAACGAAACGAAUCGACUAAUGCAAGUACGAUGGAACAACGCCGAUCGUGCCGGCAUCACGGCUUCGUGGCAGAAAGUCGAGGCUUGGUACAACGCCGCUGCGAAAUUCGACGCGAUAUUGAAUGACAAGAAGAAUCAGUACUGGUUUCAAUUAAAGCCUGGCCGGAUGCUGAUAUUUGAUAAUUGGAGAUGCUUGCAUGGCCGAGCGGCUUUCACGGGCAAGCGGAGGAUGUGUGGUGGGUAUAUUAAUCGGGAUGAUUUCAUCUCGAAGUUUCGGGCGACGAAGUUCAGUAGGGAGGAGGUUAAGGGGAGUACGGUGACUGGAUGA